Molecule: messenger RNA, 1524 nt
Organism: Fonsecaea pedrosoi CBS 271.37
Lineage: Eukaryota; Fungi; Ascomycota; Eurotiomycetes; Chaetothyriales; Herpotrichiellaceae
Exons: 2
Coding region: 1-1524 (507 amino acids)
Source: RefSeq, a predicted model, not a curated record
AUGGACGAGAAAGAGAAGGAGCUAAUUGCGACCACCUCAGGUAGCUUAGGCUUCGCCUCUCUAAGACUCCCUUUUGGCCGCGCGGAUACUUCCUCGUCCAUCGAGAAUCGAUCAAUAAACAUUGAUAGGUCGUCGCUCGAGACAUUCGGAGGAGCCAGAACAUUCACUUCUGUUGCAGAGUGGGAACAGUCACUCAAUGAUCCCAUGACGUGGGGUGUCAUAGAGCGAGAACAACCGCAGAAGCUCUUCGAUGUGAUUGCGCAACUUCCAGGUUGGGAGUGGGUUCUUGAGACUGUCGAUACAAUAGCAAAUUCCGCACCUAUUCUCGCCCCAUUGCCAGCAGUUUCCCGAAGUCGAUACUUCUCAGAAGACACGUCUAUAGCCGGCGUUGUUUCGGAAGACACGACCUUUUUGUUCUUUCAAGAUCACGAUGGCUGGAUUAGGUGGGGUAUGUACACAUUGGGCAGCUCUGCUGAGUGUGUCUUCCCCGAGCCUAUUGUGCAAGCACAGCCAUCGACGCCCUUAGCAGGCUGCAUCUACGAAAAAUCAUUCUGCUCAGGUGACGGUAGCUUAGAUGAUAGGAACUCAGAUCACGGCAACCCAGAUGACGACAUUUCAAUUUACAAGCAGAUCCAUCUCUUUUAUAUCAAUGAGACUGGGGUUAUGGCUGAUCAAAUCAUCACAAUCAGCCUCACAGAGUUUGAUGGAGAGCUUUAUCCAGAGCUAAAAUCGCCAUGGACACCCGGGACUAUCCAUGAACUCGGGCUUGAGAUACCUCUUGCAACCAAGUUCGCCGCCAGUUGCUCCUACAACAACGAUUCCGCUAUCGUCGUCGUUUUCGAACAGCCCUCAUUGUCCAAGUCCAGUAGCUCUCAUAUCGUCGAAGCGAUGCGCCGGAGAAAUGAGCCUUGGAAGGUCCUACCACGUCCAGCUCACCACCUUGAGGGAGUCCCAGGGGGUCCGCUCCAUGUGACUUACAGUGACUCAGCGUACUUUGCAAUUUUAUACCAAUCUGCGACAACCGGUGAGCUUUCCUGGUGCCUAGCCGAUCCAAACCUUGAAAAUCCAUACCUCGUUAAAGCAACGCUCAUGCCACCGUCGCACCUUCCCGACGAUGAAGCCAACGGAAGCGGCGGGAUGCGUAUCUGCUUUGGGGCAAACCUCCGUGCAUAUGACGAAAGUCUUUACGUGGCGAUGCGUGAUGAGGACAACACGGUAGACGUGCGGCAUUGGAUCUUUGAAGAAGAUGCAGGACGGUCGAUUAGAACACUGCACAAAAUUUGCGCGACGCGACCACGGACAAACUUCUGCCUUAUACGCGUGAGGAAGAAGAGCCUUCUGAUCGUAUAUAUCACACCAGACGGGCAGAUGGAACUGGCAUUACUUAAUGCCAGCGGUCCUCCGCUCCCCGCUGCGAAAAUACCGAGGUGGUCCAUCUUUCAGGACUCGUGUGCUCGGAGCAUGCAGGGGUUGGCCUUUGAUGAUGAUGACGACGACGAUGAUGACGAUGAGUUUGAAGGUUAA